Molecule: messenger RNA, 1565 nt
Organism: Balaenoptera musculus (blue whale)
Lineage: Eukaryota; Metazoa; Chordata; Mammalia; Artiodactyla; Balaenopteridae
Gene: ECRG4
Product: ECRG4 augurin precursor
Exons: 4
Coding region: 302-862 (186 amino acids)
Biological process (GO): cellular senescence; central nervous system development; regulation of cell population proliferation
Source: RefSeq, a predicted model, not a curated record
CCGGCGGCCUGAGCGGGGACCGGCACACCAUCCUCAGUCCUUCCCGGGCGGAGGCCUCCCCUCUCUGGAUGCCGCGGCCCCUCCCGGGGCGGCUGGACCUCGCUUGCCCCUCGCCCGCCGUCCUUGGCGGCCCCCGCACCCGGACCCCCCGUGGGCUUGGAGGAGCCGCGGCCGGAGAGAGGGGCGCGGUGGCUUGGCACGGACGCUUGGCCCGGGAGCUGAAGGCACAGCGCCCGCCCGGCGGGUCCCGCCCCGGCAGGGACGCAGGGACGCAGGGACCGCCCGCCCGCCCAGUAUCCCUAUGCGCGGUCCUCCCGUGCGCAGUCCCCCGCGCCUGGUGCCUCCGCGCCUGGUCGACCCUCCCCGCGCGGCGGCAGCCGAGGCGCCCGCAUCUCCCUCCUGCGCACUCCGUGGAGCCAUGGCCGCCUCCUCCGCGCGGCCCGCCGCCCUGGUCAUGCCAGCGCUGGCGCUGCUCCUGCUGCUGUGCGUGGGCCCAGGUGGCAUAAGUGGAAACAAACUCAAGCUGAUGCUUCAGAAAGGGGAAGCCCCUGCUCCCCCUACGACCCCGGUGGCCGUCCCGGAGAGCAGAGCCAAGGAGUUCCUGAGCGGCCUGAGGCGGCUCAAGCGGCAGCUGUGGGACCGCACGCGGCCCGAGGUGCAGCAGUGGUACCAGCACUUCCUGUACUUGGGCUUCGACGAAGCGAAAUUUGAGGAUGACAUCACCUAUUGGCUAAACAGAGGUCGGAAUGGGCACGACUACUACGAUUACCACCAGCGCCACCACGAUGAGGAUGCUGAGAUCGGUCCCUGGAGCCCCGACGGCUUCAGGCACGGAGCCAGCGUCAACUACGACGACUACUGACCGUCACUCAGGCGGGCUCGGGGCCGCAGGCUCCGCACGAUGCCCGGGCUGUGUCUGCUGCGCCUGGUCUCGGUUCACCUUUCCUACCCGCUUUCUGUGGCCACAAAGGAAGAGUUAAAGCAAAGAACGUAAAUGCCUUUCGAGGUUUCAUGCAAGUACCUAACAAUGCAUUUCAUUUAAAAAUAGAAAUAAAAGCAUUUUGUUAAAAAGUCUCAGAGUUCAUUUGGAUGAAACUUGAGCUGGCGAGAGUUUUCCUUCCCUGCAUGUUUCUGAGGUUGAAGCAACUUCUCAGAGGCACCUCCCCUCUGCUAUCUGAAGUGUUACCUCUCCAAGAAUUCCCACCACCCCAGACCAUGGGACCGAGCAGGGGUCUUCAAUGUAUUAGAAUUCAGUCCACACUAAAUGCCAAAUUAAGAAUAAAAAAGCAAGAAAAUUUAGCUGGAAAUUAAUUUAAGGUCACAGAACACGGUUUGGGGGAUUAAGCAUCCACAUGGGUUUGCAAAUUUGCUGUUCCACAUCCCGAGCCAGAGGUGGACCUGUUUAAUAUUGUCAGGCAGGAGAAAAAGGGUAAUAGAAAAAACACUGAAGUUUGGUUGAUUUCAGAGCCUCACUUGUCUUAAAAAAUUAAACCUUGUCUAAUGAGUUCAAGAAAGAUUUACGAAUAUACAUUGCAUCAUGUUUAAACAAUCUGAGUGAAUGAAAG